Messenger RNA from Morchella sextelata, 978 nucleotides. RefSeq lists its product as uncharacterized. The record is from RefSeq and is a predicted model, not a curated record. The transcript has a single exon. NCBI's taxonomy places the organism in Eukaryota, Fungi, Ascomycota, Pezizomycetes, Pezizales, Morchellaceae. The coding region runs from base 1 to 978 and encodes 325 amino acids. Gene Ontology annotation, molecular function: nucleic acid binding. Gene Ontology annotation, biological process: DNA integration.
AUGGAUUUCGUAGUAGAAAUGCCAAAGGAGAAAUCAGGAUUCCGUAACGUAUUGGUAGUCGUGGACCGUUUUACGAAAAUGGCUCACUUCAUUCCAAUGACGGGAAUCAACGCGGAACAGACCGCUAACGCCUUUGUCAAGGACAUUUGGCGCUUUCACGGACUUCCUAGGAGCAUUGUCUCUGAUAGGGGAACACAGUUCGUAUCGGCAUUCUGGGCUGCGAUUACAAAACGACUAGGGAUUCGUAGAAGACUCUCGACCUCGUUCCACCCACAGACGGAUGGACAAACAGAAAAGACCAACCAGCACCUCGAAUCCUACAUCCGGGCCUAUACCGCCGGAACAGGAAAGAGAUGGAAGGACCUACUACCGAUUUGCGAGUAUGCAUAUAAUAAUGCGAAACACUCGUCGACAGGACAAUCGCCGUUCUACUGUAACUAUGGUUUCCACCCACGAACAGAUUGGCCAACGGAUGUAGAAAUCGGACAGCUGGAUGCCAAGGGAAGCACCUACCUGGAAGACCUUCUCCUAGCCCAUGAGUCGGCGAGAGACACGCUACAGAAGACCUUUGACAGGAUGGCGUCAAGGCCAGGGCCAGCAGUUCAGCGGUUCACAAUCGGUCAAAAGGUUUUGCUGGAUACUCGGAACCUCGGGGGUUACAAUAAAUGGUCGGACAAGUUUACAGGCCCCUUCGAGGUCGCCGCGGCUGUAGGAAAUAGGGCUUAUAGGUUGAAUCUUCCGGCAGAAUGGAAGGUUCAUGACGUAUUCCACGAGAUGUUGUUGCGACCUUAUCGAGAGGAUCCCAACCCUGGCAGGCAACAGAAUACACGAAAACGACUCGCAACACCCGAUCCUCAAGAAGCGCUCUUAGAUGAGAACUUCAAACCAACCACGAAUAUUCGGCCCCAUACACGGAGCCAAGGGCCAGUCAUCGACUCGAGUCGGCCCCCGAAACGACAGCGGACUAGGGAAGACUAG